Messenger RNA from Selaginella moellendorffii, 702 nucleotides. RefSeq names its product GDSL esterase/lipase 6. The record is from RefSeq and is a predicted model, not a curated record. Gene Ontology annotation, molecular function: hydrolase activity, acting on ester bonds. The coding region runs from base 1 to 702 and encodes 233 amino acids. NCBI's taxonomy places the organism in Eukaryota, Viridiplantae, Streptophyta, Lycopodiopsida, Selaginellales, Selaginellaceae. The transcript is spliced from 3 exons.
AUGGAACCAUUCAAGGUUCUUGUCAUUGUUUUGGUUGCAUGCAUCUCGAUAUCCCAAGCUGCUAGCACGAAUCCUCCAGUACAAGGCCUGUUUGUUUUUGGGGACUCAGCGUUAGAUGGAGGACAGAACACGUACAUCCCGGGCUCCAAGAUUGUUAGCGCAAUUCCGCCGUAUGGAAAGACUUACUUCAGCAAGCCAACAGGGCGUUGGACGGAUGGUAGAACGAUUGCUGAUUUCCUGGCUCAAGCACUAGGCCUUCCAUUGUUGCCACCUUUUCUCGAGCCUGGCGCCAACUUUUCCAGUGGGGUGAACUUUGCAUCUGCUGGUGCAGGCUUGUUAGAUGAAACGAAUGCCCAUCAAGGAGUUAUUUCAAUGAAGCAGCAGCUGCGCCAGUUUCACAACGUCACAAAUGAGUACAAAAAAGAGAAGGGUGUGGAGUUUACGAACCAGCUCUUGCGCAAUUCAGUGGCAUUGUUUAGCAUGGGAGCUAAUGAUAUUGCUAAUGCUGUUCCCAGCUCAUUCUUGUUCCAGGAGAUGAUACAAGCAUAUUCAAGUGCUAUUCAGGUAAAACAAAUGCUGUUGUUAAUUGUGAAUGUAAAAGCUCAUGGAGGAAAGCUGGAGCCUCGACGUUUUUACAGUCUCUCUUACGGCUGCGAAUUGGAGCCUGCGUCAAUGAGAGAAUUUGAGGGUAAACACGCAUGA